GUCCCCCCUCACCCCCCGCCCGAAAGCUGAGGUGUGUCACUGCUGAACUGAGGCUGAUGAAGAGACUUGAGCACUCUCUGGGACUCUCAGCUGUGACAGAAGCACUGACACUGUCUACUGAAGCAGGUUCUGAAACACUCAUGUGCGGUGUUUAACAGAUGCUGGGCAGGGCACCUGCUUGCUGUAGCCAAGUCUGCAGGUAUCUUUAAAUUUCCAAGCCAUGAAUGAAUCCAGGUGGACUGAAUGGAGGAUCCUGAACAUGAGCAGUGGCAUUGUGAAUGUGUCCGAGCGUCACUCCUGCCCACUUGGAUUUGGCCACUACAGUGUGGUGGAUGUCUGCAUCUUCGAGACAGUGGUUAUUGUGUUGCUGACAUUUCUGAUCAUUGCUGGGAAUCUAACAGUUAUCUUUGUCUUUCAUUGUGCUCCACUGUUACAUCAUUAUACUACCAGCUAUUUCAUUCAGACGAUGGCAUAUGCUGAUCUUUUCGUUGGAGUUAGCUGCUUGGUUCCUACUCUGUCACUUCUCCACUACUCCACAGGUGUCCACGAGUCAUUGACUUGCCAGGUUUUUGGAUAUAUCAUCUCAGUUCUAAAAAGUGUUUCUAUGGCAUGUCUUGCUUGCAUCAGCGUGGAUCGUUAUCUUGCAAUAACCAAGCCUCUUUCCUACAAUCAACUGGUCACCCCUUGUCGCUUGAGAAUUUGCAUUAUUUUGAUCUGGAUCUACUCCUGCCUAAUUUUCUUGCCUUCCUUUUUUGGCUGGGGGAAACCUGGUUACCAUGGUGACAUUUUUGAAUGGUGUGCCACCUCUUGGCUCACCAGUGCCUAUUUUACUGGCUUUAUUGUUUGUUUACUUUAUGCUCCUGCUGCCUUUGUUGUCUGCUUCACUUACUUCCACAUUUUCAAAAUUUGCCGUCAGCACACCAAAGAGAUAAAUGACCGAAGAGCCCGAUUCCCUAGUCAUGAGGUAGAUUCUUCCAGAGAGACUGGACACAGCCCUGACCGUCGCUACGCCAUGGUUUUGUUUAGGAUAACCAGUGUAUUUUAUAUGCUGUGGCUCCCCUAUAUAAUUUACUUUCUUCUAGAAAGCUCCCGGGUCUUGGACAAUCCAACUCUGUCCUUCUUAACAACCUGGCUUGCAAUAAGUAAUAGUUUUUGUAACUGUGUAAUAUACAGCCUCUCCAACAGCGUUUUCCGGCUAGGCCUCCGAAGACUGUCUGAGACAAUGUGCACAUCCUGUAUGUGUGUGAAGGAUCAGGAAGCACAAGAACCCAAACCUAGGAAACGGGCUAAUUCUUGCACCAUUUGAAGAGAGCUACAUAGUAAAUCAAAUGUAAUCUGACAGUGGUUUUGGAUCAUAUUCUAGAUUCAUCUGGAAAUCUGCCAUCAGAGAAAUAUUUACUUGAAUAGUUGACUAUAAAAUGAAGUAUGAGACUAAAAGUUUCUCUUUUUUUUUCUUUUUCAUGGAAGAAACUAAAGGGAAGGAUGUAUAGAGGGUUAUCUCAUGAAAUAAUUAUAGCAUGUGAGUAUUAGUGUGCAGCAGUAGGAAAAAUUAAGCACUGAGAUGAAAAAGAAUAUCUGAAAUCUUCUGCAGGACAUGAGCAAGCCCCUCGGCUCAGCAUUUCUGUCUUUCUGUCUGACUGUACCCUGCCUCUGUCUUUCUCAUUUUGUCUAUGUUUCUCUCACUCUUUGUGGAAGUUAUUACUUACAUAAACUGCCUUUUGUAGAAAAGUGCUACAUAUUAUAUAUGUGGCAAAGUAUAAUCUUUUGCAUCAAAAUGUACCUUUAAUCACACUAAUCUAUAAUCCAUAAGUGAUCUCUUCAUGGAGGAUGCACAGUAAGCAUUGCAUUUUAUUAUUUGCCAAACAACCCCUUUGCUUGUGUUUUUAUAAUCUCUGCAGUACAAUUUUUCUGCUACAAACAAAUAGAAACAGUAUUUUUGUUUCUUCUGGGUAAAAUGACAUUUGCUUUUCCCUGGUUUCCUAACAGUCUCCUGUUUUUUUUUUGUCUCUUUUUCUUGAUCUGCAUCCAUUGGUACCUUACUUUAGAAGUGUCUUAGCUAUUGAAAGAAUCUACUGUAUAGAGCAUCCAUAAUGUUAAAUAAUGUAUUUCUUCCAGCAAAGCAAUCUGGUAGCUUAUUAAAUAUUUUUAAUGGCUUUUGGAAACAUUUUUAUCUGGUUCCUUUUAAAUUAGUUCAUGUGCUUAAAAGUGACGUCUUUUUUUGCUGUAGUAAAGCUUUGUUUUUCUUUAAGAAAACCCACUAGUAAUUGUAAUGCAGAUGCAGGGUACUCACCCAGCAGUGAGGUAUUAUUCUUAAGGGUAUUUAGAAUGCCCUUUUUAAAAAUAAAUAAAUAAAAUAAAACAUGAAUCUUUUUUGUGUUAGGUCUACGAUAGCUUACUGUUGUGUCCACUAGUCAGUCAUUUGUGUGAUAUGCGUUUGCACAUAUUAUAUUUUUCACAGCAAAGAAAAUGUAAAUUAUAUUAUCUGUGCCUAAUGUUUUCUUAGCAAAAUAUAUAGAUCAAUGUUGUUUAAGUUGUCAACAUUGGAAAAAGUAUAUACAAAAACUUAUUUUAAGAGAAAAAUACUUUUGUGUAAUUGUUAUUUAGAUAUUUAUAUUAGACAAAGCUGCAUUUUUAGUGCUGCUGAGAAUAUAAUAUACUUAAUUAUCAAAUACAGGUAAGAGCUGACAGUUUUCUUUUGUAAUGAUCUGUUUUCAAAUGCAGAGGUUAACUUAUUUUUUUGUGUGCUACAUGGGAUUGUGUGAUAAAUUGUCAGGGGUUUAGACAUAGCAAAGUAGCAUUUGGGGAAUUAGUGAAGCAGGUAUGAGCAGUAAAACAUCUAAAUAUUACUUUUUUACCAUAAGUUUCUUGCCUGAAAGAUAUUUUAAAAUUUAUAUCAAACUACUGAGUAUUUUUCUUCUCAGCAUUUUUGAUUUCUUUGUUUUAUGAAAUGCAUUUAAUAAAAUGUGCCUAUGACUCUUCAAAUUAGAAGCCAACCAUGUUUGCACCCUGGUGGUUUGGCUUCAAAGGUCUUUUAGUAGAAAUGUUGUCAUUUUAUUGAGGUUGUUCUGAACCCCUGUAUAUUUUUAAACAUGUAAGAAAGAUUUAAAAUAAAGAAUAAAAUAAUAUUCUAUAUAUCAAAAUGAGACUUCGCCUCAGUUUAAUAAAAAUGCUUAGGACAAGAGUUUACUUUUUUGGGAAUCAAAAUCUAAUUGUUUUGUACUUCUGUAGCUUGGGUUUAUAUUUAUUCUUGUCCCCUGUUUGCCAGUGGCAUCUUGGUUUAAAUGUGCCCUUUAAAUUCAGACCAGUUCAAGGAAAACAGAAAGUUCAAGGAAAUGUACUGCUAACAUUUCAGAUAUCACAUAUAAGACUUCAAAAUUAUACAUAUUAUUUGGGAAUCAUAUUUUUAUUUCCUUAAGGUAUAAAUAUAGUUUGAAAGGAUCCAGUGGAUUCUGUGUACGGAAAGCCUGAGGCCAUGCUUACUGCAUUUUCCCCUUCUGGCUUUUCCCCAUAGUAAUUAAUAACAAUUAUAUGCCAGGCUCACUGUUCAGUUUUACAUGUGUUAUACCUUUAAUCCUCACUACAACCUUUUGAGAUAAUAGUUAUUAUUUCUACUCCAGAGAUAAGGAAAUGAAAGAAAAAUGAUUAUUCGUCAGUUAACUAGUCAAUGGCAGAGGUUCCCGCCCAUCCAGUAGGCCUGGGCCGAAGCCUGCCUGCUUCACCGGUAGGCUGCACUGCUUUCAUUUCAAAAGCCUUUAAAUUUUUGUACCUCUGUCUGUACCUUUUCCCUGCAAUAUU
Molecule: messenger RNA, 3795 nt
Organism: Pongo pygmaeus (Bornean orangutan)
Lineage: Eukaryota; Metazoa; Chordata; Mammalia; Primates; Hominidae
Gene: GPR52
Product: G protein-coupled receptor 52
Exons: 1
Coding region: 221-1306 (361 amino acids)
Biological process (GO): G protein-coupled receptor signaling pathway
Cellular component (GO): membrane
Molecular function (GO): G protein-coupled receptor activity
Source: RefSeq, a predicted model, not a curated record